Mugil cephalus (flathead mullet) is the source of this 2577-nucleotide messenger RNA. Its product is annotated as multiple inositol polyphosphate phosphatase 1-like. The coding region runs from base 150 to 1349 and encodes 399 amino acids. The record is from RefSeq and is a predicted model, not a curated record. Lineage: Eukaryota; Metazoa; Chordata; Actinopteri; Mugiliformes; Mugilidae. Gene Ontology annotation, molecular function: acid phosphatase activity; inositol phosphate phosphatase activity. The transcript is spliced from 7 exons.
CACUGGUCUUGGUAUUACUUGGUAUCGGAUCGAGAGAAGUAGUGGUAUCGUUCAUCCUUAGAGAAGAGGUCAAAGGUCACUGAACCCGGAAGAAAAAUAAAGUAAACAAAGGCGGCGGGCUGGGCUGGGUCCUCCUCGCUCCCACCGACAUGUUCUCCGGUUCGCUGCCCGCCAACGGGCUGCUGCUGCCGGCUUUCACCCUGCUCCUCACCCGGGUCUCCUCCUCCUCGGUGUCGGCUCCGGACAUCCCGCACAUCGCCGCUUUCUUCGGGACAAAGACCCGCUACGAGGAGGUGAACCCGCACCUUCUGCGGGACCCCGUGUCCGUGAACGCGUCCGUCCUGAAGCCUCCGCCCACGGAGCGGUGCUCCCCGGUCCACCUGACCGCCGUCAUCAGGCACGGCAGCCGGUACCCGACCGUCAAGAACAUCCGGCGGAUCCAGAGGCUGAGCGAGCUGGUCCGGGGGGAGGCUUCCAGGGGAGGGGGAGCCGAGGAGGGCUGGCUGCGGGACCUCCGGAGCCGAUGGGAGUCAUGGUACACCGAGGACAUGGACGGUCAGCUGGUGAUGAAGGGCAGGGAGGACCUGCGCCUCCUCGCCCAGAGACUGGCCUCCUUGUUCCCGUCGCUGCUGUCUGAGGAGAACCUGAGGAGUGGGAGGAUCAGCUUCAGGACCAGCUCCAAGCAUCGGUGUGUGAGCAGCAUAGAGUCCUUCCAGGAGGGUCUGCAGCAGCACGAGUACAGCCACCAGGUGGACGACCAGCUGAUGCGCUUCUUCGAGCAUUGCUGUGGUUACGUGGAGGGCGUGGAGAAGAACCGGACGGCCAUGUUGGAGGUGGACAAGUUCAAACACGGGGACGAGAUGGACGGAGUGAGGACGAGGAUGGCGGAGACGCUGGGCGUUCCUCGCGACCGCCUCACGCCAGAUCUGGUGGAAGCCGCCUUCUUCCUGUGUUCUUACGAGCUGUCCAUUAAAUCUGUCCACUCGCCGUGGUGCUUCCUGUUUGACGAGAGCGACGCUAAGGUGCUGGAGUACAAGUCGGACCUGAAGCAGUACUGGAAGCGCUCGUACGGUCAUUCAAUCAACGGUCUGUCCAGCUGUCCUCUGUUCCACCACGUCUUCAGGACACUGGACAAAGCUGGACGUCCUCGCAGGUCCACAGAUGCGCCCCCAGAGCCGGCGUCCAUCUUGGUUGGCCACGCUGAGACGCUCCUCCCCCUCCUCUCCCUUCUGGGACUCUACAAGGACAAGACUCCACCCACUGCCAGUAACUACCACUCCCAGCACGUCUCUUCAGUUCCUGCUGCUGUCAGGACUCCUCUUCGUCCUGAUUCCACUGGUGACCAGUGACUUAAGACUCUUCCUCCUUCGGGGAGCUAAUACAGCAGCUGUGAGUUCAAGCCUUGGAAUUGUGGUUUGUUUCAUGGGAGCAACUCUGGACUUUCCAACCAUGAAAGCAAUGCUUACUUCAUCAGAGAUGCCUUUCGACCUUAGGUAAAAAAACAGCACCAUAUCCAUACUCACUAGCAUCUGAGAAGUGAUGCAGCUGUGCAUUGUUUACCUUUCCAAAGAGUCUGCACACCAGUGCAAUCCAAGAGCUCUUUCAGCAGGUAAGCUGUCUUUAUCCAAAUUUAGUUCUUUGAAUGCUUUGGAACGAUCUCCCUCAGGGAUGCUUAACUGCUCGACUAUUGCUCAUCCACUUUGAGAGUUGAAAGCCUCAUUUGGCACAUGCAGCAGAGAGAUCUCGUACCAUUUACAAAGCUUCCUGUUCUGAGGACACAGACUUUAAACAAUCAUCCACGUAAAGGUUUUGCUUGAUUGUCUGUAACACUUUGCCACUGUAAUGCCCUAACGCUGGAUCCUGCCCCUGUGCCUCCUGGCUGCCCACCAACAGAGAGCUUGUCUUUGCCUUGGUUUGUCUCCAGCUGUUAGCCCUGUUAGCUCAAGUGUCAGCAGAAUCCCCAACUAACCUGUGCUUGUGCAUCAGUGAAAUCGGUUGUUUCUGCUGCCUGUCACUACUGGAUCAACUGGUGACGCUAACUAUGCUAACUUUACUUGGACAAACUGAGAGACGUCAGGAGUGCAGAGUGCUGCAGAUGCAUUGCUGGGUUUGAAUUAAUAAUCGGAUGAAUCAAUUAACUGAUUAAUUAAAUGAUCUUAACAGCAUCAGUGGUUUGACUUGAAUUCUUUUAAUUUCUUGUCACUCACCUCAGUGUCCACUGGUUAUUUUGUAAAGGUGUUGUCUCUGGAAAUAAAUCACCGUGUCAUUGGUUUUACUCUGCAGUAGCAUUUGAUCAAAACAAACUUUAUUUAUAAAGCACUUUUCAUACGGAUUAAACACAAAGUGCUUCAAAUGGAGUAAAAACAAAAAACAGAAACAAAAUCAAGAAGUUCCACUUUUAUUGUAAGAUUGUUCACAUAAUAUUUCAUAGUGAACAGUUAACUUUGAUUUUCUCCAUCUCUCUGUGUAGUUUCUUUUAAUUUGAUGUCAUGAAUCUAUGAAAGAAAAGAAACCUCUCUGUCCUACAUUUGGGUUUAAAGCAUUUAUUAAAUUUCGAUAAAAAACAUUUGAACAGGA